CUCCCGGCACAUCAUGGGUGUGGAUCAUGGUGUGGAUGCAUAUCCCAGCUCAUAUGUUUCUGUUUGGUUUCAUUCAACACUUCGAAUAUGAGUUCUGACAGCAGAUUUGUGGAUUUGAGCAACAGCCUUGAGAGUGUUCCUGUUUUCAUCGAGCAGAGGUCCUCCGUACUGACAUUUCCUCAAUUUCAGUAUUCUCCAGAUAAUGUUCAGGGACCAGGAUGCACUCUUGACCCCAGUGAGGUCACCCUCCCCGGAUGUUCCUGCCUGUCCCACUCCUGCUCCUCUGAGAGCUGCUCCUGCCUGCAGACACACGGGCAGGCGUACGACAGCACACACACACUCCUGCACAGAACACACUCCGGUUUCUGCUCCCCUGUGUUCGAGUGUAACGCCCUCUGCUCCUGCGGCGAUGCCUGCUCCAACCGGGUGGUGCAGAGAGGCCUCACACUCAAAUUGGAGGUGUGCAGCACUGAAAAAAGGGGCUGGGGGGUGCGGACACUCAAAUCAAUCCCAAAGGGGACGUUUGUGUGCGAGUACGCAGGAGAGGUGAUCAGUUUUGAGGAGGCCAGACGCAGACAACUGGCCCAAAGGGCGGAGGACAAUAACUACAUCAUCGCAGUGAGGGAGCACGCAGGUGAAGGCUCUGUCACUGAGACGUUUGUGGACCCCGCCAGAGUGGGAAACGUGGGACGCUUUCUCAACCACUCCUGCCAGCCCAACCUGCUCAUGCAGCCGGUCCGAGUUCACUCUGUGGUUCCCCGGCUGGCGCUGUUUGCCGGGCGGAGCAUCGACGCACAGGAGGAGCUGACGUUUGAUUACUCUGGAGGAUACAGAAACAGAGCGCCUGCACAGAGGGAUGCUGAGACACAGAGAGAGACACAGAGAGAUGCUGGGACACAGAGUGAGACACAGAGAGAUGCUGGGACACAGAGUGAGACACAGAGAGAUGCUGGGACACAGAGUGAGACACAGAGAGAUGCUGGGACACAGAGUGAGACACAGAGAGAUGCUGGGACACAGAGUGAGACACAGAGAGAUGCUGGGACACAGAGAGAUGCUGGGACACAGAGUGAGACACGGAGAGAUGCUGGGACACAGAGUGAGACACGGAGAGAUGCUGGGACACAGAGUGAGACACGGAGAGAUGCUGGGACACAGAGAGAUGCUGGGACACAGAGUGAGACACAGAGAGAUGCUGGGACACAGAGAGAGACACAGAGAGAUGCUGGGUCACAGAGUGAGACACAGAAAGAUGCUGGGUCACAGAGUGAGACACAAAGAGAUGCUGGGACACAGAGUGAGACACAGAGAGAUGCUGGGACACAGAGUGAUAACCAUGGGGUCCAGAGGAAGGAGUGCCACUGUGGGGCCAAGAGCUGUGUGCAAUUCCUUCCAUUGGACUUAUCUAUUAUUAGUGGAAAACGCUGAAAUUAAAUGGCAUAUAUAUACAGUAUAUAUAUGUUUUUUUGUUAAGCCUUUAUUUUAAGACUGAUUUUCUUAAUGUUGGAGAAAGUGUUCAAGACGAGCCUGGUGGUCUGUUUGUAUUAUCCCUUGGCAAUAUGGCCAAAAUCUUCUAUCCAAUACAUGUUAUUUCAUACAGUAUCUUGAUAGUAAAUAUAUGAAUCAUGAUAGUAACUGGUAAUUCAAUAAAUGAAAAGUGUAUAUGAAAUAAUCAUGUGGUAAAAGUAAUUUAUUGUUGUGUGAAUUAAAUGUUUUUUUCUCAUUUAAUUUAGUGCAAAAUGAAAUGAGAACAAUGAUAUUUCCAGUUAAAUGUCUGGACUAUGUUAACAGUACAUUCAUUUAACCAAUGAUGGAACAUCUGAUUAAGGUGAAUAGUUUAAAUUCAUUUAGUUUGGUCAGAUUUUCUGAGAAUGUUUUAGACGAUGAAAGACUGUAUAUCUCAAUACAUGCUUUUUAAGGAUGAA
Gymnodraco acuticeps is the source of this 1925-nucleotide messenger RNA. It is a transcript of the gene setmar, whose product is annotated as SET domain and mariner transposase fusion gene. Gene Ontology annotation, molecular function: histone H3K9 methyltransferase activity; zinc ion binding; protein binding. The transcript has 2 exons. Lineage: Eukaryota; Metazoa; Chordata; Actinopteri; Perciformes; Bathydraconidae. The coding region runs from base 88 to 1428 and encodes 446 amino acids. The record is from RefSeq and is a predicted model, not a curated record. Gene Ontology annotation, cellular component: nucleus.